AGGAAUUCAGGUUAGUGUUUUAAUUUUUUCUGCUCUCUUCCUCCUCUGCCAUCUGGAGCUGUGAAACACUUCCUUCCAUUUUCCAGGGGUCCAUCUGUUCUGAUUUUACGUCUUCAAGACGUCUUCCAGGUCUAGUUCUUAACCUAAGGCUUGUUGGUGAACCUCUGGCUGGAGUUAACUGUCCUUUAGUGGAGUUUGCAGACAUCAGCUGAAGUUCUCAGAGGGGUGUUGCCUUGCCCUUAUAAGGCAAAACCAACAGAGUGAAAAAGUAUUUGAAUUUGUGGUGGUACUGCUCCACUGCCUUUUCAUGUCUGCACAGUCUGGAGCUGGUGCUUGUCUUCACUCUUGGUUCCUCUUCUUGGAUAUGUUUGCACAGAGGAUGUUUGCUGCCAGACAAUAGGAGUGUUUGUCAGUGGGGUGGGCAGCAUGCGUAUGGACGCUCUGUCAUCUACCUCAGUCUCACUCUCACAAGUGGAGUUGGCGCAGAUCACGAGAGGAGGAGGCCAGUCCUGGAUCUGCCCUCAAGCCAAAUACGCAUUCUGUCUUUAAAACGCAAAUGCUCAUGGGAAGGCAAACACAAUAGACAGUGGUAACAACAAAGCUUUUGGAUGUCGUAACACCCUCUGGAUCUGAUUCUGCAUGCUGAGCUUCUGACAGAAACGGGAUGACAGUAUGGACCUCCGGUUUUGGCAUCACUGGAUAUCAACAAUAUGAGAUCUUUCAGCUCACUUGUUUCAACCACUCUGGUUUUUGGAAAUUAGACUGUAGAAUACUCUGCUAGGACGCUCUUUUGAAAGCAUCAUGACAACAGCGACGUGGUACCAUCGGGACAUCACCCGUGUUCGAGCCGAAGAGCUGCUGGCCUGUGCGGGGAGAGAUGGCAGCUUCUUGGUGAGGGACAGCGAAUCUGUGCCUGGAGCCUACGCCUUGUGUCUGCUGUUCCAGCGACAUGUUCAUACAUACCGAAUCCUCCCUGAUGCAGAUGGGUUACUGGCUGUACAGCCUAUAUUUUGUGUGAGGCUGCUAAAACACACUUCACCCCACAGGCACAACAUUCAAAUGUUUAAGCUCAAAUGCAGGUGUCUUCUUGGUGCAGAUGGUGACGAUGAGAAGCCAGGUGCAACAUUUGCCAGCCCUCCACCACGUGCAAUGUCCCCUACAGGCCAUCCUCCACCCUCCAGUUCAGGAGCCCUUCAUUUACUGCUGCAGAGGCUCCAGGAGCUCAGCCCAAAUAGUGCAGGCUGUGAGAUCAUCCUGUUACUGAAUGAGUAUCUGCAUGGUAAUGUGUGUAAGGACCUGGAGAAUGUGAAAGGAGGCGCAUCAGGACUGCAACACUUUCAGUGCAUCCUCAGCCGUGCAUGCGACAGUCUGCACAGUGAGAUUGACCAGACACUGUCCAGUUUGGAAACCUUAGCGAAAGUGUUUGGUCAUCCUAGUGGCCACCUCACCUUCUCCACAAUGCAGAAUACAAGGAAGAGCCCUGAAGAGAACAUGGAUAAUCUACUUCACAAGCUCACUACCCUCUGUAACCUGUUGUCAUCUCUGGAGAAAAGGGUUCUUAAAGCUUUACAAGAAGCUGUAACCAAUCACAACUUAUCUUUGCAAACAUCCACUCCUCCUGAGUCUGUCACAGCCCCCAAAAAACAGGCCAGACCUAAUACUGUCCACAGCUUUCAGAUCAAGGUGGUCAGGUAUGGCAGACAAACAGUGUCGGUAGACAUAGAUGCAGGAGUGCUGCUGUUUGACAAGAGGACUGGCUCAUUUGGUGUGGAGACUGUCACACACGACAGAAUCGUGCAGUUGGUGAAGAUUCAGAGAGGCCCUGCCAAGCUGAAAAUGGUCAUAGACAGUCAUCACAAUCCGCCGAGAGAACUUGUGUUUGAAAGCAUGAAGAAACGAGAAGCUUUCUGUCGGCUGCUGCAGCUUAUGAAGACUGCUCACUGCCAGCAGUCUGAGCUGGAUGUCAUCUCUGUGUUUGUGGGCACAUGGAACAUGGGGGGCACUCCACCACCCGGUUCACUUCAGUCCUGGGUUACUUGCUGUGGUCUGGGUCUCACCCCAGACGAGUCCAUCGCGACCUUGCCUCAUGAUAUCUAUGCAGUGGGCACUCAGGACAACCCGCAGGGCGAGAGAGAAUGGGCUGAACACAUCCGAGCCACGCUUCGGAGUGCAACCAACAUUGACUUCAAACAGGUGGCAGUACAGUCCCUUUGGAAUAUCAGACUGGCUGUGUUUGUGAAACCAGAGCAUGAAGGACGCAUCAGUCAAGUAAACACAGCUAGUGUAAAAACUGGCCUGGGGAACACACUUGGAAAUAAGGGAGCAGUAGGAGUUUCUCUUCUCUUUAAUGGCACCUCAAUGGGCUUUGUGAACUGUCAUCUGACUUCUGGUAGUGAUAAAGCACUCAGGAGGAACCACAACUUCCAAGACAUCCUCAGACUCUUGUCUCUUGGAGAAAAGCAGCUCGGCACUUUUGACAUUAGCCUUCGCUUCAAUCAUCUCUUUUGGUGUGGAGACCUCAACUACCGCCUGGACCUGGAUGCACUGGACAUAUUGAAGCAUGUUUCAAAGCGAGAAUUUGACGAGCUGAUGUGUGCAGACCAAUUGACUAGAGAGCGGCACAGAAGAAAGGCCUUUUUUAACUUUAAGGAGGAGAAGAUUUUGUUUCCACCCACCUAUCGGUAUGAACGUGGUUCUAGAGACUGUUAUCUAUGGCAGAAAUACAAGUCCAGUGGGGUGCAAGUCAACGGGCCCUCAUGGUGUGAUAGAGUUCUGUGGAAGUCCUACUCUGAGUCUCACAUAAUCUGUACCUCGUAUGGAUGCACAGAUGACAUCUUCACCAGUGAUCACUCUCCUGUUUUUGCAACUUUUGAAGUGGGUGUGAUAUCACAGUCUCCCAGAACAGAAUUGGGUUCAGAGAGAGCCAGCAUUGAGCUGGAGGCGAUUGAGGUCAUAGUGAAAACUGCUAGCAAGGCCAAGUUUUUCAUUGAGUUCCACUCACGCUGUCUAGAAGAGCCUCGUCGUUCUGCUGAGAAUGACUCGCAGUGCUGUGAGGUACCAGGGUUUCUCAAACUUGGCUGGUCUUCAAAACAGUUCCCAAAGCUCCACCCAGUGUUCUCAGAUUUAGAGCAUCUCCGGGAUCAGCACUUGCUGUUGUCUGUGAAGUCAUGUGAUGGCUUUGAGUCAUACGGCGAGUGCUGUGUGGCUCUUCACUCAGUAACAGGGAAAUCAUCGGAUCUAUUUGAGACAUGCUUGACUCACAGAGGAGAAGAGAUGGGUUCUAUUCGAGGACGAAUCAGAGCUUAUGUACCACCAGACCGCCGAAGGAUCCGGGAAAGGGUCUAUGAGUGGCUCUGCAUGGAGAAGGAUGAGAAGGAAAUGAUGAAGGAUCAUUUGUCUCGCCAGUCUUCCUGUGCAUUCUCAAACCAAGCACCAUCAUCCUCGUAUGUGGCAGCGCCUAACAGCUACACCAAUCCUGCGUACUUCAUCUUUGAGGGGGUGCCUGUGUUGCGAAGAGUCGAAGAGAUUCCCUCAUCCGGCAAAGAAUCCCAAGUGGUAUAUGCCAAAGAUGCUGUGAUACAGCUCCCUAGAGUGACUGGAGGUCACAGCCAUGGCAAAAGGUCUGCUCGGAGGUCCGACUUCACAGAGAUUGAGAUUCCUGGAUCUUUAGCACCUUAUAAAUCAUCUUGUGAGACUCAAAGUGAACUGACGUCAACUGCCUCCUCUUAUCAGCUUUUCCCAGGUCCAGACGUUCCUAAUACAUCCCCAAACCAAAGACACACCACCUCCUCGAAUACAUCUUUACUGUUACAGUCCCAUAAGAACAAUACAACACAGGAUUCAGUAUUAUCAGUCAAAAAAGUCACAAACUCCUACAUGAAUAGUUCUGUUUUUUCCGGGGACAUACAGGCGCCACUCAAAGAAAAAGUCCGAAAGGACUAUCAAAGGCUACACCAAGAUCGGCCCCCGUCAAUGAGAAAUGGACCAGAGCUGUACCCAUAUAUAUCCACAAGGGUUCCCGUUUGUGAAGUCUCAGUACCCUGGAUAGUAGAGCAGCCAACAACAGCUUCGGGAGACAACUCACUCACAGCCCUCCAGAUUGCUAAAUCACUAAGUGAGGUGGAUUUUCAGCCAGUAGACAGAAAGUACCAGUUUAAUCAAAUGUCGUCUCAGCAAAGGCAUCAUGGAUAUAAUUAUGGUUUAGCUAGUGAGAGAAACUACAGCUGGGAGAAAGAGGUGUCAGUCUUACAUGGAGCUCCAGAAACAGUGCGGGAGCUGCUCAGCACUCUGGGUUUGCAGCGCUACACGCUGGACCUCAGCCGUAAUGGCUGGGAUGAUCUUGAUUACUUCAGUGGUAUUACAGAGGAGGAGCUGUGUGCAGCGGGUGUGUCUAACCCAUCUCAUCGACGAAGAAUCUUAGAGAACCUUCCCAAGAUCUGGGACUGAACUGAAAAGGUGUCAUGUCAGGAGACCCUAAAUGACAAGUUCAGUAUUUGCAUUAUUAAAUUUUUUUUUUUUUACUCUUCUUUGUAAUUUUUCAAGUUUAAAUUCCAUUCAUAAUAAAGUUCAUCACACAAUGUGUUCAUUCUGUCCCUGUGGUUCUAAACAUACGGUGUGGAAUAAACUACAGUCCAACACUUGCUUCUAACAAUCCAAACAAAUCAUAUCUAUCACUAAAACACAGACUCUUUAAAAUUGUUUACUUUAGCAUUGAGUGUCUUGAUACUCAUACUUAGUUACUGUGUAUAUAAUAGCACGACAAGUCAACCUUGUCUUAUCUGAGCAUUAGCUGUGAAAUGUUCUGGUUCAGUACCCUGUCACAGCUUGCCUGUUUUUAGCCUAGUUACUGCAUUUAUUCCUAGGAGACCCCUUGCUAUAAAUUACCCUUUUAAAAGUGCAUAAAGCAAUUGUUUGCUAACGGAGUCAGCUGGUCCUUUUAAGAGGAAUACAUAUUUUACUAUUUACCCCAGGGAUUUAAUUGCAGGGAUGCUGUUCUCCCCUUUACUUAAGAGAUAAGCUCAUGGAUUUUUAAUGCUUAAUUGAACACAAACAAUGUUUUCCAGUGUGGUCUUACAUCGCUGGGCCAACUGUAAAUAUAACCUGCAAAAAAAGGUAACAGAAUAAGCACUGUUCACAUUUUUCCUGAACAUUAUAUGUGUAAAAUGAUGUUCCACAGGGAUUUAAUACACGUUGUAAAAUGUCAGUCUGUUUGUAUUCAUAUAAAGCUAUAAAACCAACUAGCUAUGCUUAAUUUAUGAUGUUACCUUGACAUUAACUGAAUUAUCCCACCUCCACAGUCCUAAAGCCUUUAUUCUUGCAAUUGUAUAUCUGUAAUUUGAUAAAUUAUGUAAUAUUCACUUUAGAUUAUGGUGAUGGUUUUACGAA
Sinocyclocheilus grahami is the source of this 5385-nucleotide messenger RNA. RefSeq names its product inositol polyphosphate phosphatase-like 1b (gene inppl1b). The record is from RefSeq and is a predicted model, not a curated record. The transcript has 26 exons. The coding region runs from base 802 to 4446 and encodes 1214 amino acids. Gene Ontology annotation, biological process: phosphatidylinositol dephosphorylation; regulation of immune response; negative regulation of insulin-like growth factor receptor signaling pathway. Lineage: Eukaryota; Metazoa; Chordata; Actinopteri; Cypriniformes; Cyprinidae. Gene Ontology annotation, cellular component: cytosol. Gene Ontology annotation, molecular function: inositol-polyphosphate 5-phosphatase activity; protein binding.